AUGAUUUUUCAGUCAUUAGAGAUAUAUAACAAUAUUUAUCGAAAUUUAAAACCAUGCGUUGUUGAACUUUUCGAAAAAAAACAAAUCAAAUUUGAACAUGGAUUCCAAAUACAGCUGAAUAUCAACACGAAAUGUGGUUGCAGUAUUAGCAUAUUUCUUCGUGACAUUAUUGAAGUAUGUCUUAUGUCAGUGAUAGAAAGCAUAUCAGGAGAUAUAACGGCAUCUUUGACCAACAAAAAACUAUUUGGAAACUAUGUACCGAAAUAUAUUUUCGUGUUUGGUGAUCCGUUCAAUCUGGCGCAGGGUUCAAUGAUCCACAUAGCAUACACCAUUAUUAUGAAAAAAGCGAUUGAUGACGGCGUAUAUAUUAAAGAAAAAGAUACAAAGACAUUUGUACUAAGAAAAUCUAUUUUCCAAUUACUGGAGAAGUUUUUAUCUGGAAAAAAGACUUACAUGUUUGAUAGGUUUGUUACUGGGACUUUGUGCCAAGUAUCAAGCAAAACAUAUGGCAUGCGAAUUUCAACAUAUUUUUUAGGCAAGUUGAUCCCUUUCACACGACUAAACAGUGAUGGUGAUAUCAAAAAUACUAUUGCAGAUGAUGGUAGUUAUUUGGUAUUUAUUCAGAAAGGGAAGCCAGUUCCAACAAAAGGGUUUAAAAUUCAGAUCAAUGAACCUAAAAAUAUCGAAUUAGAAAUUAUUCAAUUAGAAAGUUCAACCAGUACUGUUCCGGACAAGUAUACUCUAUUACACGGCAACACUCCUGGAGCUCAUUGUAGCAUAAGCUCCUCUAAAUUGUCGUAUGCUAAUAUGAAUAAAUGGGUGGUAGAAUAUGAGCAGAUUAGCAAUAAUUUAUCUAUAAAAUUAUCAAAAGGAUGUAUGGGCGAUACUAAUUACUUUAUUUAUUACCCUUAUUACUCUACCGAAAAUAUCCUGGAGCCAUUGACACUCGCUUAUAUUUAACAUAUCACUGCUAACCUAUUUUUAAACCACCGUUUUA
Molecule: messenger RNA, 997 nt
Organism: Mucor mucedo
Lineage: Eukaryota; Fungi; Mucoromycota; Mucoromycetes; Mucorales; Mucoraceae
Exons: 3
Coding region: 1-960 (319 amino acids)
Source: RefSeq, a predicted model, not a curated record